This is a messenger RNA of Sabethes cyaneus, 3603 nucleotides long. RefSeq lists its product as uncharacterized. The coding region runs from base 1 to 3507 and encodes 1168 amino acids. NCBI's taxonomy places the organism in Eukaryota, Metazoa, Arthropoda, Insecta, Diptera, Culicidae. The record is from RefSeq and is a predicted model, not a curated record. The transcript is spliced from 11 exons.
AUGUGUUUCAUUAUCACAACCGCAGUGUUAGCUGCAGUGCUAUUGAAUGGCGCCCAAAGUGCAGUUCCAAUCGUCAACAUCCCGCAUUUGGGUACCGCCCAAGGAUCCUUGACCUACAGCAGUUGGACCAACCGAACCAUCUCUCAGUUUCAGGGGAUCCCUUACGCUCAACCACCAACUGGAUCGCUGAGGUUUCAGCCUCCAGCUAAGAUGACUGUUUGGCCAAACACCCUGGACGCUUCCAAACCAGGAAUACCUUGUCCCCAGAUUAACGACCGACAUGUCAAUUCUAAUAAUGAAGACUGCCUAACCUUAUCAGUCUAUACAAACAGUUUGGACGCGAUUCGACCUGUGAUGGUGUACAUUCAUGGUGGUUGGUUUUCCAGCGGAAGUGCCACCGCAUACGGUCCGGAGUAUCUCCUGGAAUCCGACAUAGUGCUGGUGGUGAUCCAAUACCGACUUGGUCCGCUUGGUUUUCUAUCCACAUUAAGCGAUAAGAUUCCCGGAAAUGCAGGAAUUCUCGAUAUGGUGGCCGCUCUAGAAUGGGUUCAAGAAAACAUUGGAUAUUUUGGCGGAAACAGCUCCCAAGUGACGAUAUUCGGUGAAUCCGCUGGAGCAGCUGCUGUGUCCGCUUUGCUGCACAGUCCAUUGAUACGGGGCAAGCCAACGCCACUGUUCCACAAAGCCAUCCUACAGUCAGGUUCGGUAUUUGCGCCCUGGGCCAUGUGUGAUGAUCCAGUAAACGGAGCUUUGGACAUUGCAAACCGAGCAGGAUGUUCAAGCACAGCAACAUACGAAUCGUGCCUGCAGCAAGUGCCAGUUCAUAUUCUGCUUCAAGCAUUCGAUUUACACCGCAACGAUAUGAUAAUUAGGCAUGGAUAUCCCAGCGUAGCUGGAACCACCAUUGUCGUUGGAGGACCUUCGAAUCUGUUUCCUUUGCAUCCGAAGAACUAUCUGUCGGGUGCGAAUCGAGAAGUUUCCGUCAUGGGAGGCACCACCUCCCAAGAUGGUCUCUUUCUACUUAGUGAAAUCUGUCGAUUACAACCAGAGAAACUUAGCUCUUUGAAUAAUGGUCACGAUCUGUUGACUUUCGUGCGUGAGAUCCUAGAGAAAUUCGGACAAACUAAAUUCGAUGGUGCGUUGGAUGGGUACAGUUUCUCUCAUCACUUUCAAGUAAGAGAAGUGGAAAAAGAAAUGAAGUGGAAAGAUAUUGUUUUGGGUUUGACGGAUAUCUGCGGUACUCAUGGUAUCAAAGCGCCGGUACUGGUCGACAUACACACUUUCUCUCGAGUUAAUCCGAGCAACGUCUUCCUCUACAGCUUUGAUUACUCUAAUCUUCGAACGGAACGAAAUCUCUCCAUUGAAUUCCCAUACGAAGGCGUUGUCCAUCAUGGUGAAGAUCUGAUUUAUCUGUUUCCAUCGGAUGAGCUGAACGAAAAAGACACCGAAAUUGCAAAAAUCAUGGUAAAACUAUGGACUUCGUUUGCCAUCAGAGGAAUUCCUUCCGCCAGCGAUACCCGUUAUUGGCCACCAGCCGAAGGACUGUUCGGACCCUAUCUUACAAUCAAUGAACAUAGAGAACAGAACAACUACUACUUGAAUGAGUUCAUGGCUAGUACGCUGAAGUAUAGAACGUACGGUUCCGGUGGUCGUGCCACCAUUUCCUCGCUGCUGUUAAUUUUGUCAUUAGCACUUAAAAUGCUUUUAAUUUUGACCAUUCUAUUUGAUGGCGGACUUUCACUUUUGGAUGAUUUACACUUUGUACUGACAAACAUGACGAUAGCUUAUCUUUUAUUAUUAGCUUUAGGGAUGACUUCGCAACUUAGCGGUUCACUGCCAGUACCCGAUGAUGCUCCAGUGGUAACUCUUUCGAAUUUGGGUACAUUACGAGGAUCAACCACGGUCAGUGCUUUUAGUGGGAGAAAAAUUCUGCAAUUUCUCAGUAUCAAAUACGGUGAAACCACGUCUGGGGAGUAUCGCUUUAAGGCUCCGAGAAAAGCAGUAGCUUGGGAUGGAGUACGAAAUGUUUCACAAUAUGGACUGCCAUGUCCACAACUGAAACUGGAAGCCUUUUUCGCCAAGCAGCCAUCAGGUAUGGAUUUCGAAGAUUGCUUGACACUGUCUGUUUACAGUACUGAGCUCUCGGGCAGCAAACCGGUUAUGUUUUUCAUUCACGGGGGUGGCUUCUACGAAGGAUCUGGAGCAAAUCAUACUCCGGAGUAUUUGUUGGAAAAGGACAUCGUUCUGGUGGUGGUACAAUAUCGGCUAGGUCCGUUAGGAUUUCUAUCGCUUAAAGAAGAAAAUAUGCCUGGUAACGCUGGACUGCUGGACAUUAAACUGGCCCUCGAGUGGGUUCAGGAUAAUAUUGGACACUUUGGCGGAGAUGCCACAAAUGUGACUUUAUUCGGACAAUCUGCUGGAGCGGCCGCCGUCUCGGCUCUCAUGUACAGUCCACUGAUUCCGGAAGGUUUAUUCCACAAAGUGAUACUGCAGUCGGGCGGUUCCAGUUCGCCAUGGGUUUGGGACAAAGAUCCGAUUGAGCAUGCGCGUGAAAUUGCCGCCAUUGCUGGCUGUGAUCCGAAUGCUGGGAAACAUCACAAGAUCAUCAUGCCUCUACCCCACGCCGAUCGCUGCCUUCGGGAGAUGGACGUCUGGAAAUUGUUGAAAAGUUUUAUCGAACACAAGAAUGUAACUACGUCUACUAAAGGCCUGUCUGAGGUGGGAGGAAACCGAUUGACGGUAGGGGAUUUUCAUGGGCUACUGCCGGAGAAACCCUGGGAGCUCAUUAAGAAGGGACAAAUCCGACGUAACCUGCCAAUGAUGGCUGGUGUUGUCAAGCACGAGGGAACGUUUCUGCUGACCACGAUUUACGAUGGGCUGAAGAAUAGGGGUCAGCUGGAUGAUGAGUACUUUAUCAAGUAUGGUUUACUGGAGCGAACCAAUCGGAUUUUCGGAGUCGACGAUUCGACGGGAACUCUGGCUGGAUAUGAAAUCAGAACGUUGUUCAGUCCGUCGCAGCUAUCCAGCGGAAAGUUUGAAAAUAUGACGGAUGGUUUGAUAGACCUUACCGGCACAAUGCUAAUCAAGGCUGCUUUACUUCGAGAAGCUCAAGCCAACGGUCGGGUGAAUCCGAAUGGGACUUUUCUGUACACAUUCGACUAUCAAGGGGAAAAGACACGUUUUGGUUAUGGUGCUGAUACAUCUCAUUAUCCGUUCGCAGGAGGAGUUCAUCAUUCCGAUGAUCUGAUGUAUCUUUUCCCAUACCCACCGGGGCAACCAACGCUAAACGCGAAAGAUACCGUAAUAGCUCGGAUGAUGGUGGAUCUGUGGACCAGUUUUGCUGCUACUGGAGUACCCAAGAGUGAUCUAACCGGCGUCGAGUGGGAGUCUAUGAAAGAGUACGCUGGUCCGUAUCUCCACAUCGACGAAAAGCCUCGAAUUGGUUCAAAUUUUUACGAAGAGUUUUCCGUACUCAGCGAUGAAAAACGACGGGAAGCUAACCAUUAAUAUGGUCUGUUUUUGGAAUGAGAACUUAGUCUCAAGUUUGUUAUGUUAAUUCACAAUUUCUUCGUUAAAAUCUGAUUGUGGUUAUUUGAAUUUAGG